Molecule: messenger RNA, 1704 nt
Organism: Metschnikowia bicuspidata var. bicuspidata NRRL YB-4993
Lineage: Eukaryota; Fungi; Ascomycota; Pichiomycetes; Serinales; Metschnikowiaceae
Product: serine/threonine protein kinase
Exons: 3
Biological process (GO): peptidyl-serine phosphorylation; autophagy
Cellular component (GO): cytoplasm
Molecular function (GO): ATP binding; protein serine/threonine kinase activity
Source: RefSeq, a predicted model, not a curated record
AUGGACGUGGCCAAGCUCAGCGUCGAGCUCGACAAAACGCUGCGGCGCAAGAUCGUCAACCUGCGCUUCAAGUUGCUCCAGAACAUCGGGCAGGGCCAGUUUGGAAAGGUGCUUUUGGCCGAGGACCUUGCCCGCGGCCCCGGGCAGCACGUGGCGAUCAAGACCAUCCACCGCGUGGACACGACGCGGCUCAUCACCAAGACGUACUUGAGCCACACCACCAAGAUCAAGCGCGAGAUCCAGAUCAUGAAGGAGUGCGACCACCCAAACGUGGUCAAGCUCUUCCAGGUCAUCGACGACAUGCGCUUCGACAAGAUUUUGCUUGUGCUCGAGUACUGCGCGUUGGGCGAGAUCGACUGGAAGCGGUACAACCACUACCACGAGAAGUAUUUCAAGGACCCGGCGCGCCGGCUCCCGCUCAACCGCAUCUUGCGAGACGUGGCCAACGGGCUCGAGUACCUCCACCUGUACAAGAACAUCAUCCACCGGGACCUCAAGCCGUCGAACCUCCUCAUCAGCAGCGACCGCACGAUCAAGAUCUCGGACUUUGGCGUGUCGUUGAUCUUGGAGAACAACGCCAACGACGACAAGGAGUUGGGCAAGACCAUGGGCACGCCCGCGUUCUUCGCGCCCGAGUUGUGCCAGUUUGUCAACAACCGGCUCCUGAUGUUCAACGAGCAGGACCUCCGCAGCAGCAAGAUCGACGCCCGCGUCGACCUCUGGUCGCUCGGCGUGACCUUGUACUGCUUGUUUUUCCACCAGCUUCCGUUCGAGGGCUUCAACGAGUUCGGCUUGUUCAAGAACAUCGUCAACGGCGACUUGAAGUUCCCGCGCACCAAGCGCAGCUCGCUUGCAAAGCCUGACGACGUGCGCGAGUUGGCCUUGCUCGAGGACUUGAUCACGCGGCUCCUCCGCAAGGACCCGCACACCCGGCCCACGCUUGCCGAGAUCAAGGGCCACGGGUUCACGACCUUUGACCUCGGCAGACCCGAGAUCGAGAAGUUCAAGAACGUGAACCGCCACAUCAUCUCCGCGCAGUCGCCGGCCGCGGCUGAGGCGUUUGCCGCGGAGAGCAAGCUCUCGCUGCGGCUCCGCAAGCUCUUUGUGGGCCGCUCCGAGCCGUCCGCCGUGCCGGAGCAGAAAAUCAACGUGCGCGAGCUCGAGAAGGUCGACGAUCUCUUGGAUUCGUACCUAGACGACUCAAGCUCGUGCGGCUCUUUGGACGAGGAGGACACGGAGCCCCAGAUCCCGCCGCCCUUGAAGCUCUCGGGCUCCAACUUUGACCCGCUGGCACCAAAACACUCGCCGCUCCUGCAGUCCGCAAGCGGCGAGAAGACGCCAAGCUCCGCGCACCCGGUGGUCACAAUCGGGCCCGACUCGCCACUGUCAAUCAAGUCGGUGUUCAGCCCCUCGCGCCGGUUCUUUUCGCGGUUCAAGAAAAAGCCCAUCGAACCCACGAUCAGCGCCUUGUCCGGGCACAUGGCCGGAGGCUCCAGCGGCGCCUCGAGCUACACGAACUUGGCGCCGCCGCCUGCCUUCGGCGACGGGUGGAAGAAGCCGCGGUCCAACAGAAGCCUGUUUUCCAGCGUCGACUCCGGGCCCGUGCUGCUUCGAAAGAACUCCAUGUCGUCCGGGGCUUCCAACACGAUAUCCAAGAUCUCCAGCUCGAGCUCCUCGCUCAAUCUCCAUGCCUACUUGAUGGAC